This is a messenger RNA of Spinacia oleracea (spinach), 1044 nucleotides long. RefSeq lists its product as uncharacterized. The record is from RefSeq and is a predicted model, not a curated record. Lineage: Eukaryota; Viridiplantae; Streptophyta; Magnoliopsida; Caryophyllales; Amaranthaceae. The transcript has a single exon. The coding region runs from base 1 to 1044 and encodes 347 amino acids. Gene Ontology annotation, molecular function: nucleic acid binding; RNA-DNA hybrid ribonuclease activity.
AUGGCCAAAUCAUCCUCAUCACACCAUCAAGACGCCAUAAAAGGACUAUGGAAAAGUGUAGUUCCUCACCGUGUCGAGAUAUUUGCGUGGCUUGCCAUCUUGGGCAAAAUAAAUACCAGAUUAAAGCUGGCCAAUAUAGGCAUCAUCCCUAUCAAUGAAGCCCAAUGCAUUUUGUGUGGCUUAUGUCCAGAAGAUUGCAGCCAUCUACUCAUUCAUUGCCCCCUCUCAUGGCAGCUUUGGUGUUGGUGGCUCAAUCUGUGGGGUAUCCAAUGGUCCCUUCCAUCUAACCUUCGUGACACUUUCAAUCAAUGGGCACACCCCCAUCACGGAGCUUUCUUCAAAAAGGUAUGGCUGGCCAGUUUUUUCAUCAUUAUAUGGACAAUAUGGAAAGAGAGAAACAACAGAAUAUUCCAAAACUCAUCAAUGUCACUACCCCAGUUGCAAGACUUGGUCCUCCUUCGACUUAGCUGGUGGAUUAAAGGUUGGGAAGAUCCAUUUCCAUACAGCCCAGUCGAUGUUGUUCGUUCCCCAGCUUGCCUCCAAUGGACAACUCCCCGAUCGCGUGAAGCUACUGCCACAAACCCCCCUCCAUUGCCCUCAUGGUGUCCUCCACCAACGAUGGUUCUAAAAUGGAACGUGGAUGCCUCUUUCAACCCUAUAUUGCAGAAAUCAGCUAUUGGUGGGGUACUUCAGGACUCUCUUGGACAUUUUAAGUGUAUGUUUUCAUCACCUAUUCCAUUAAUGGAAAUCAAUGCUGCUGAGGUGUUUGCCAUACAUAGGGCAAUUAAAAUCUCAUUGAGUUGCUUCCAAAUACAAGACCAUUCCUUGAUCAUCGAGUCAGACUCAGCAAACGCGGUAAAAUGGUGUACCAAUAAGAAAGGAGGGCCGUGGAACCUAAACUUUGUGCUGAAUUUUAUCAGAAACGCAUCCGGUAAUGACUCACAUAUUUCCAUAACUCACAGAGGUCGAGCCUCAAACAAUGUCGCGGACGCUCUUGCAAAACAAGGCCUGUGUAGAGAUGAUGAUUUUUUAGCAUGGUUGUAG